AUGAAACUGAGAAGACAGUCUCUUUAGUCACAGAGUAAGAAUAAUGAAUAUGAUAGGAUGUUUGGGGUGGAGAACUUUUUUACUAUAUAACAAAGAUCAACAUUUGAUUGAAAUGUAGGCAGCCAAAAUAAUAAGAUAAAUAUUUACAGCAGUAGCAUAUUUAAAUGAACAUAAAUAAUUCAUGGAGAUUUAAAACCUGAAAAUUCUUAUAAAAAAGUAAGAAUGAUGAUAAAUAUUCAAUAAAAUUAGUUGAUUUUUGAUUGGCUAGAUUUUUCAGAUAGGAUGAUGUCAUAACCUAACCAAAUGGAAAUCUCAUUUAUAUGCUCCAGAGUAAUAUUCAUAUGAAGUUGAUUAUUGAUUAUUGGUCAAUGGGAGUGAUAUUAUAUGUUAUGAUGUGUGGAUAAACACCAUUUUCAGGAAAAAAUCCUUAAAAGAUUAUCAUAUUCGCAUUUUCUAAAGCUGGAUUCAAAGGAGCAAAAUUGUAGGUGAGGUUAGGGAUUAAAUUUAGAAAUUAUUAGUUAUGGAACCUAAGAGAAGAUUUACUUUUAAAUAAGCUUAUGGUAUAAUAGUCAUGAAUUGAUGAAUUU
This is a messenger RNA of Paramecium sonneborni, 587 nucleotides long. The record is from the annotation of a GenBank genome assembly. NCBI's taxonomy places the organism in Eukaryota, Ciliophora, Oligohymenophorea, Peniculida, Parameciidae.